AUGAGUCAAGUACAAGUACGACAAAUAUCGGUGGGUGGUGCAGAUUCGGACGUAAAUCGUCUAAUUGGUUCUUGGUAUUCAUCUGGUUAUCAUGGACAUUUUAGAUCCAAGUCUCGUUUAGAAUUGUCGAGUUAUUUUCGUGAACUAGCUAAACCAAAAGCACCAAAAAUAUUUUCAGAAAGACAAAAUUCAGAAGCAGUUAAACAUCCAUUUUCUAAACAUGAUAAUCGAUUCAAAUUUGAAAGUGAUCCACUCGUAAGAGGAUCUCAAGCAGGUUUUGGAAAAAGAAAAGCAGAUAAUUCAUUAAGAGGACAGUUUGAUCCAUUAUUCAUUGCUUGGUUACCAAAAGGAAAUGAGAGUAAACGUACUGAACUACCAAAACAUACAGCCUAUCAGGAUGAUUAUAGUCAUGAUGGAGUCUCAAAAUUAUUGUCAACAACACAAAUACCACAAGAAAUUAUUUCAACUCCUGAUACAAACUUAGAUAAACAACCGUUAGAAAAAAGUGUUUAUAAAUUAGUCUAUGCUCACGGACAACCUACGAGUGAUCAAUCAAAACAAAUACGUUCAGAAACAUUUCAACGUUUUUUAACUACUCGAACGAGACGUAUACAAUUACAAAAUCAACAAGCAACUAAUAAUGCGUUAAAUGGUCGUACUACAGUUGCUCAAUGUCUUUGUUGGAAUAAUGACAGUGCAAAUAUCGAACCCAUUGUACUGCACCCACAGACUAAAGAACAUGAACAACAACAUAUUCCACCGUUACAAACAUCUUUUCAAUUUCAAUCAGCGCCUAAUGUAUAUCGAAAACGUGCACAAAGUGCUGGUCCAUGUUUGACCACGGGAAACAGGACACAACAAAGUUUGGAAACAAAUCAAGCGUUUAAAAGUCAAUCAAUAAAUGCAUUUUCGUCAAACGGAGACUCUCAAGUAAGACAAUGCGCACAACCAUGUCAAAAAGAAUACAAUAUGGCGACAAAAGUUAAUAAAAUAGAUACAAACAUUGCUAGACCUUCUUACUUUUAUCGAGAGGAAAAACCAACUACAACAUCUCGAGCACAUUAUAACGGUCAAAAUUUUGGACUAAUUACUGUACCAUUACGUACACAGCCACCACCACAGGUACCAUCACGUGCAACUACCACAUUAGAAAUAUCUCAUAGUAUGGAAAAUUUAAUUUCAAAGUAUUGUUAA
Messenger RNA from Didymodactylos carnosus, 1194 nucleotides. The record is from the annotation of a GenBank genome assembly. NCBI's taxonomy places the organism in Eukaryota, Metazoa, Rotifera, Eurotatoria, Philodinida, Philodinidae.